AUGGAAUCAUCCUCGGAAACGGAAACCAAACAAGCCGCGGCGGCUCCGGUCUCUCCCAAGGAAGAAGAAGAAACGACUGAUGCGAAGCAAGAAACAAGCAAACCUGCUCAGUCACGCCUGUCUCAAAUAUGGUCUCAUUACAUGGAACAACUCCGUAAGAUUGAUGCACUUGAACAGAAAUUGGACGAAAGAGCCACGAUGUCAAGGCGACGGGCACAAAAUGUGUUAGAUCAGACACGGUCAUUUCGACAUUCGCAUUUGCGCAUGUUCGUGACCCAUCAAUUUCAAAAUCAUUUGCCCCAUCAAGCUUUGUGGACCCUCGUCAUUGAAGGCAAGCUAUUAGUAGGCUUGUUAGACCAUGAGAGUGCAAGACGAAUUGACGCAGAAGGGAGCUUGUCUGUCAUCAGAAAGACGACUACAGAUGGCUCUGUACCGAAAAAAUCGUACAUGCCCACGGCAGCCCAAGCCAUCGCAGCUGCGGGUGGCCCUGGAGCUCCCCAAGUGGGUGGAUCUGAAGCCACCACACCAGCCAGUGGCACUGCUGCUGGAUCCCUUUCAGACCGAUAUCGUUCCAUGGGAGAAUCCGAAGAUUAUACUUUGGACCCCAUCUUUUUUACACACUUUUUCAACAAAAUGGAAGUUGUCAUACGCACAGUCUAUCAACCGCGAACGUCCUCUGUGCCAACGGCAACACCGACCAAAAAGUCUCGUAAUAAACGCAAGGCCGACAAGCAGGAUGUCAAUGUGACAUCCAAUAGCAUUGCAAACCCUGGCGAGCUGAGGGCGUCGGAACCAACCAACGUGGUUUGGAAUCAGAGCAACAGUGCGGAUGCAGAUGCUUUCUUUGUCCAAUAUUCCGAUCACUAUUCAGAUCGGCCCAUGCCUCCAGGUAUGAAAUUCCAUAGUAUUGUGGCCACAAUCUCGCUAUAUCCGAUUCGAUCGGGAGACAUGUAUAAGCCCUCCAAAAAGCUGGCAGAAGCUCUAUUUCCAAGGCACGUAGAGAAUCCUUGGAGACAGGCAGCUGAAAACAAUGCAAAGCGAACGAAAACAGAAGGAGAUCAAGCCACACAAGCAACCAUUCCUUUGGAAAAUGAUAUUCAAGUUCCGGCCUUGUUGACUAUGAAGGAGAUUACAAGUGCGAUUUACACAUAUGUUCACAGCAAGGGUUUGCAAGAUAUCAACGACAAAAGUGUCAUUAAUCUGGACAAGACUCUACAGUCCCUGUUUGAACGCGAAACUAUGAAUUUUGCCGAAUUACACCAGGCACUCUUUGCCAAGAAUUUAGUGGCGGCAGUAGGCCCGGAUCAAGAACCAGUAAUUUUGACGUAUAUCAUGAAAAAGGAAGGGGUCUCCCAAGAGCAACCUGCUGGAAUGACUACUAUUUCUUCAAAAAGUGCGGCUGAAACGAGUGCCAAUACCCCAGCUGCCACCAUGAUCACUCCUCAUGGGAGCAAACCAGCAUCCGACAUUACCAUUAAUCCCACUGUGCUCUCCUUUGACAUGGACAUUGCGGUUCCCAGUCUCUUUCAUUCUCGGACGCGAGAACUCUUGCACAAAAUCAAAAAGAGAGAAUUUGAAUACACCUCAUCUCGAACGCGAGCUCGAUACUUAUUGGUUGCCAGCCGGGGAAAUGAAGAUAUUGUCAAAACCAAGAUUGAACAAGUCGUUGCUGGUCAAGGAUAUGCCGCAGAAAACAUUCCUAUUUUCUUGGCAUUGGCCAAGGCAGCUCCACCAGACAGCGAGGCCCGAAUUGCAGCGCAGAUUGAUGCGCAAACGUGUGCCAUAGUCGAACGCCUGGAAGAGUGCAAUGGACAGGCGGAAGCUGCUUGGGAUAUGGUUGAUGCUUGCAAAGAGCUCAGUGCCAAUAGUUGA
Molecule: messenger RNA, 1872 nt
Organism: Cylindrotheca closterium
Lineage: Eukaryota; Bacillariophyta; Bacillariophyceae; Bacillariales; Bacillariaceae
Source: the annotation of a GenBank genome assembly